GCUUCCCUAAAACGAGAGAAAUCCACGCGGUGACUGAACGUUCGGGACUGAUUAACAUAUCGAGUCUAAUCGGAUCAGACCGAUUAUCCCGAGGUUUUACGUUUACGGUGUACAUAUAUGUCUUUGUACUUCUCCGGAACUGAACGUUCGGGACUGAUACACCCUGUUCCGAACUAGAGCCGACCCCUCUCUCUCUCCCCCGCUUGAUGCUAUGCUUAUUGCUAGGAGUUAUUGUUUCUGGUUUUCUAUUUCGACCUAGAAGCAUCCCUAUGGAAUGUGGCUUUUGCUUUCAUUUGGCAAUGGGUUUAUCAUAAACUGGACUAUUAAAAUAACUUCAGAAACCAGAAUGGGUUCUUGGUCUGGGUUCGGGGGUGGUGACGAUGCUGGGAAAGGAAACAAUAUGAACAAUGAUGAAAAAUGGUGGUUACCCAUUGUCGAGGUUCUUCCAAAGAGGCUCUCUGAUGAUCAAGAAAAUGGCUGCAAUUAUUGAAGGAUUCUGUGAGUCAAGUAUUAAAAGCAGCGACGGUCAUAAAUGUUCAAGUUCUAUCAAAAGGGAAGCCAGAGAACUAAAUUAAACCCCUCCCUAAGGUAAGGGGAAAAGGAAGAAAUAAAGGCCACGUUGAGAGGUCUGACAUGGAAAGAUGAAGGUGAAGAGUUUCUUGAAUAAACAAGGAAUAAAUUAUUGUUCUGGUCAUGUAUGCUAUUACCGGUACAACAUACUUAAGGAGUUCUCAAUUCUGUGUGAUAAGUCUUCCUUGGAAAUAAAUGGGAACACUGGUCUCUCUGUGGAUGUGGAUAACCAAGAAAUCUUGAGAAAAGAGGAGGGUGCAAUAGCUGGAGUAGAUGAUGUUUGCCAUAUCUUGGCAAGUACCCCUUGGGGACCUGCCUUGGAAAAUGCCCUAUUGAAGCUGUGUGAAAAACCUCAACCGCAGUUGGUAACUGGAGUUCUAGGGAGACUGAAGGAUUUCAAUUUAGCAAUAAACUAUUUUCGAUGGGCUGAAAGGAAAACGAACCAAGUACAAAGUCCUGAAGCAUAUGAUCUACUGCUAAGAAUAAUGGCUAGUAGUAAAAACUUUGACAGCUUUGAGCAUAUUCUGAUGGAAAUGAGUCUUUCUGGAUUUGGGCUGUCAAAUAAUAUCUGUAUUGAGUUAGUCACAAGCUGUGUGAAGUCCCGGAUGGUGAUGGAAGCUUUCAAUCUGAUACAAACCAUGCGGAAGUUAAAAAUUUGUCCUGCAUUUUCUGCUUAUACAAUUCUAGUUGGUGCUCUGGCUGAGAUUCAUGAACCUGAUCUUGCUCUCACCCUCUUUCAUCAAAUGCAGGACAUAGGCUAUGAAGGGAAUGUGCAUUUGUUUACAACUCUUGUCCGUGCUUUUGCCAAGGAGGGCCGGAUUGAUGCAGCACUUUCUCUGUUAGAUGAAAUAAAGAGCAACUCUUUUAGUGCAGAUAUUGUUCUUUACAAUGUUUGUAUUGACUGCUUUGGUAAGGUUGGUAAAGUGGAUAUGGCUUGGAAGUUCUUUCAUGAGAUGAAAGCUCAAGGUCUUGUGCCUGAUGAUGUUUCCUAUACUAGCAUGAUAGGGGUUCUUUGCAAGGCUAAUAGGCUGGAUGAAGCAGUUGAGCUGUUUGAGCAGAUGGAACUGAACAGGAAUGUCCCAUGUGCUUAUGCUUAUAACACCAUGAUCAUGGGCUAUGGCUCUGCUGGAAAGUUUGAUGAAGCAUAUAAGUUACUUGAAAGACAAAGGGAGAAGGGGUGUAUCCCAAGUGUGAUUGCAUAUAAUUGCAUCCUUACUUGCCUUGGGAAGAAGGGGAGAUUUGAUGAGGCUAUUAGAAUCUUUGAGGAGAUGAAGAAAGAUGCAAUGCCUAAUCUCUCGACCUAUAAUAUUCUCAUUGACAUGCUUUGCCGGGCAGGGAAACUUGAGGCAGCUUUUGAGAUUCAGAAUUCCAUGGAAGCUGCUGGUCUGUUUCCUAAUGUAUUGACUAUGAAUAUAAUGGUUGACCGGCUUUGUAAAGCUCGAAAGCUGGAUGAAGCUUGCAGUAUCUUUGAAAGCAUGGAUGAGAAAGGCUGCACACCAGAUGUGGUUACAUUUUGUUCUUUGAUAGAUGGCUUGGGUAGACAAGGUAGGGUUGAUGAUGCUUACAGGUUGUUUGAGAGAAUGUUGGAUGCAGGCAUGAUUGCAAAUGCCGUUGUCUACACAUCCCUCAUUAGAAACUUUUUCAAAUGUGGAAGGAAGGAAGAUGGACACAAAGUUUACAAAGAAAUGGUCCGCAGAGGAUGCUCUCCUGACCUAACGCUUCUUAAUACCUACAUGGAUUGUGUUUUCAAGGCUGGUGAAACUCAUAAGGGUAGAGCUUUGUUUGAGGAAAUCAGGACCAGAGGUCUUGUUCCAGAUGUGAGGAGCUAUUCUAUUCUAAUCCAUGGCAUUGUGAAAGCUGGCCAUGCACGGGAGACCUAUAAAUUGUUUUAUGCAAUGAAAGAACAAGGCUAUGUUCUUGACACCCUUGCUUACAACACAGUCAUUGAUGGGUUCUGCAAAUCAGGUCAAGUGAACAAAGCUUACCAGUUGCUGGAGGAAAUGAAAGCAAAGGGUCAUCUACCCACGGUGGUUACGUAUGGGUCAGUUAUUGAUGGGCUUGCGAAGAUAGACAGGCUUGAUGAGGCAUACAUGCUCUUUGAAGAAGCAAAAUCAAAAGGAAUAGAACCAAAUGUAGUUGUAUAUAGCAGUCUUAUUGAUGGAUUUGGGAAGGUGGGUAGAAUUGAUGAGGCAUAUCUAAUCAUGGAAGAGUUGAUGCAGAAGGGUUUGACACCUAAUGUGUAUACAUGGAACUGUUUACUUGAUGCAUUGGUUAAGGCAGAUGAAAUUGAUGAAGCCCUUGUUUGCUUUCAGUCCAUGAAAGAUUUGAAAUGCAAUCCUAACACCAUCACUUACAGUAUUGUGAUAAAUGGUUUAUGUCGGGUUCAGAGGUUCAAUAAAGCCUUUGUUUUUUUGCAAGAGAUGCAGAAGAAAGGAUUAAAGGCUAAUGUCAUCACCUAUACCACCAUUAUUUCUGGACUUGCUAAGGCGGGAAACAUAAUGGAGGCUAGUGGGCUCUUUGAGAGGUUUCAGGCAAGUGGAGGUAGACCUGACUCUGCUAGUUACAAUGCUCUGAUAGAAGGGUUGAGUAAUGCUAAUAGGGCAAUGGAUGCAUAUGGUCUUUUCAAAGAGACUCGCUCAAAAGGUUUUAACAUCCAUACAAAGACAUGCACUGCUCUUUUGGAUGCAUUGCACAAGGUUGAAUGUAUUGAAGAGGCAGCAAUAGUAGCUGCUGUGUUAAAGGAAACGGCUAAAUCUCGGCAUGCUACAAGGUUGUAGAAAUAUCAUUUGAAAAAUUUCCAUCUUGUUGAAACUUGGAGGGAAUAAGUUCUUUCCCCAUACAUGGGACUUCCUAGUGGCACAAUUGCUCCUUGAGGAGGCAUUUAGUUACCUAAUUAAGAUUGAAUUACAAGGGUUUAUGCACCUGACUUUCCAAACAUCAUAUGAACAAUUAAAAAAAUAUGUGGGUAACAAAUACUUUCCUGUAAAAAGCUUUCUGUUCAAAAUAUCCUGUUGGAAUUUACACUCAUUAAAAGAAACAAAGAAUAAGAUUUCUAAAUUCCUUAAAAAUGUAGGACCAUAAAAAGCCAUUAAGGAACUACCUAUCCUUGGUGUAUAUUUGUCCCUUAAUAUACCAAGAGUCUAUAUUCCUCCUUUUAUAGUCUCAUGAAUGCACUCUAUUAGUUAUUGCAUUGUAGUAUCUUGUUUCGAGUGUAUUGGUGAUUUGCAUCUAUUCCAAGCUCAUGCUUUGUUGAUGCAACAUGUGAAAAAGCAAAAACUUGUAAACUUAUAACCACCAACCUGGCAUUGGAUGGAACCAGAGUCUCCCAGUCAUAAUGAAUUUUAUCACUUACUUUUAUAUGAUACAUUGCUAUAUCUUCAUAAGAAUGGCUUAUAUUUUACUACAACAAAUAUAACAAAAACUAAGGCCCAUUCGGCCCAAUCUCUCUAAAGUAUCAAAGUCAGAAAAGUUAAACGUAGGGUUUUUCCUCUUUAUUCUAGACAGUAAGGAGGUAGAGGAAGUUUUGGAUUGUACCAAUAAGGUUAAAUCUCCGGACUUAAGGUUGAGUAGGUGGAAUCUACUGGUCGGAGCUAUAUGCAAAGUGGGUUUUAAAAGCUUGGUUUGGAUAAAUGUCUUUGACAUUUCUCUUCACAUUUGGUGUUUAUAGACAUUCUGUGUAGUGGGGGAUACUUGUGGGAGCUUUAGGAAAAUUGACCCUUGGACAAAUAGGUGGAAGAAUUUGACAAUGGUGCUAAUUCUUGUUGAAGUAGUAUAAAUUCAUUUGGUCCAUCAUCUUUGAUGUUGAGCUUUGCCAGUGAGGGGUAUGAACUAAGAUUAGUAGUUGAAGGUUGCCUGCCUUUGCAUUGUCUCGAUGGUUAUGCGAAAGUGGAGUAGGUUCAAAGGUGGGAGAUGAAAGGUUAUAAUUUGAUUUGGGGGAGUCAAAAGGUCAGGGGGUGGGUGCCAGGAGGUUGAAAAUAAGGGUUUUUAGGAAUUAAAAGCAUUAAUGAUGUUGAGUAGGGUGGGUGCCUUGAAUUACGUUUUGGUUUUGGAGUUAAAAGUAAGGAGACAAAGGGUUGUGAGUCAGGCUUGGGGUUUGUCAAUUGGGUUGGAGUCAAAUCAGGUUUUUGGUUUGGGUUCGGGUCAGAUGGUUAAAAAGGGAGUUUCAAAUCGAGGUGGGUUUGACAUUUCAGCUAGGCUGAUCAGGGUCUUCAUUUGAUCCCCUUAGAAUUGAGGUGGGUUGUGUAGGGUUAAAGCAAGUUUUCCAGAGAAAUUCUUAAGUGUGCUUAUGAUGUCACUAGGCCGCUGUUCUUUGUUGGCAUGGUUGAUGUGCCAUUGAUGCCUAGGGGAGAGGUUAGCUGGGGCUUUUAAGUGUUGCUGAGGAUCAGGGGAAUUGUAGUGACUGUGUAGGGUUUCUUACUCCUGGGGAUUCAGAUAUAUCGAAGGAGAUGGUGUUUGAGGAGACGAUGACGAGUUCCUCGACUUCAAGUGAGACCUUUGGAGUAAUUGGGAGCGAGAAAACUGAUCUGGUGGUUGGUGAGAUUAAUUUCGCUUCUUUUGAACGACCUGGGGAGGGGUGGCAGUCGUUUUGGGUUCAAUUGAGGUUUCCAAUCUUCCGGAGUUUGGGAGAUUGAUGAUAGAGGAACUGGUAAGGUUAAAUGUUAAAGGAGGUUUUAGUGGCGGUCAAGAGGGAGAAGACUUGGUGGAGGGGGGUUGAGUAGGAGGAUGUAAGUCUUUUUCGAUGUUGAGAAAGGGGUUUCUUAGUUUUGUUUGAAUGAUUUGCUGGAGGCAGUGCAGUUGGCUAGCGAUGGGGAAGUUGUGGUGAAGAACCAACAGUUUGAAGCUAAGGUUAGGGGUGCGGAGGUCAAAGAAUCAAGAAUUUUUGUUGAAGUUUCUAUUGGAAGUUUGGGCAAAUAUUUGGGUAGGAAGAGGUUGGAGAGUGGAAAGUUUAAGGUUUUUAAAGAAGAUAAAGUAAAAAAUAAAACUUCUGUGAUUUCAAAAGAUGAAGGGUCCAAAAAAUAGUCAAUUGGUACAUCUAACAGAGAUUUCCUCUCGGUCAAAAGAAGGAAUUUGUGGGGCUGGUCUUCCAAUAAAUUUAAAAGUGUAUAUUAGGAAGAAUAUGAGAUAAAUUAGGCAAGGUUAAGCAAAGCCAAGGAUUUGGGUUGAAGGAGCCUGAGGUUAUCUUCGAUAGUCAAGCGGUUUCUGGUUGUUAAGUUUUUGAAGAAGAGGCGGGGAAAGAGGAUACUGAGUACUGACGUAAGGGUGGAGUUUGAGGAAAAUUCAAUUGAGUCUUUUGGGAUCAGAAAAUAUAGAACAAAAUCUAUUGAAGAACUAGAAGGAAAAGGAGGAGAGGCCUCAGGUGAAUCUCUUUAAGAGAGGGACGUGGAAGUGGAUGAAACUCAUGUUGUGCAGGGUAAGUUUCUGGAAGAGGUGCUUAACAAGGAGGUGGAGCUGAGUAAAAUCUUAGGGUUAUUCUUCGUUGGGGGUGAGGAAUUUGCAAGAAAAGUUCUUAGAGAAAUUGAAGAGAAUGGAGGCCACUUUUCAAAGAGGAGAGGGACAAUUGUAGGAGGGUAAGAUGGUUCUAUUUGAAGCUAGUCUCUUCUUGGCUUUUUGUAAGUGGUGGGAAGAGGUGUUUGAAGUGUGGGGUAAGGUUGAGAGUUUGAGGGGAUUCUCAUUGUAAGGUUUUUAUGGGGGUUGUUUCUGUUCUGUUUUGGUGGGUUAUGUCUUAUCACCCCUCCUGUACUUCCUUUUUUCUUAUUGAAUAUUUUCUUGUUUAUUUAAUUUCAAAAAAAAAAAUCAACACACUACAAGAAAAGGGACUUUUAUCUACUUCAGUCUAGCCACGGACAAAGAUCAUAGCUGAAAUACAGGUUAUUGCUACAGGCGCUUUAUGUCUGUAGCUAAAUUAAUUAUCUUAACUGUGUUUUAGCUACAGUCAUUAUGUCGAUAGUUAUAUAAUGUUUGUAACCAUGGGAUUGAUAUGUCUAUAGCUAUAUCAGACAUGCAAGUGUAUUGAAAAGGAUAUUGCCACAGCCAAUGCCAAUCUUAAAUGGCUGUAGGCCUGUAGCCACAUCCUACUGUGUUUAAAUGUGGUCACUGCACCCUAAAUUGACACUACAACAUUCUUGGUGCCUAACCAAAAUAUAUCCCCACCUCUCACCUCCAUCUCCCCCAAACCAUUUCCCCUUCUUCCAAUCAUCAUUGGCUGUUUCAUCUCUUUACCUCUCCUGAACACACCUCACAGGUUCAUGGCAGAUGAUCAGCACUGUCCAUUAGAAGCAUUACAUCAACUGCCAUUUCUCUUCCUUCUCAGGCCAAGGUUGCUGACACAAUCAUCAUCAUCAAACACAGCUCACAACAGACCAUCAGUACAGCCCAUAAGAUGCAUUACAGCCAUUGCCAUUGCCUCUUUUCAAUGUUAUAUUGUCUUUCAUCUCUUUCUAAUUUUCUAAAUAAUUUCCUUUCUCCCAUCUCCUUCAUAUCCCCAUACCAUAAAACCCUAACCAAUCGUCCUCCAUAGCCCUUGUUGAUACCAAUUGCAAUGGAACGAAGAGUCUCAGACCUUCACCUAUAUGUGCUGAUGUGGAGAUUUGUUCCAGUCACCAAAGAGGAGCUGAGAUUGGGAAAGAGAUCUCUAUGUAAGAAAAUCCUUAACCAUCUUUCUGUCCUGGGACAACCUACUGAUUCUGGUAUCACACAAACACCAAAUUCCCUAUAGUAUUGCUUGAGUUGACAGAAUCUAGCUGGAGAAACGGAAAGAGAGAGUAAGGCUUCUGGAGGGACUUAAAUGUCUGGUCGAGGAUAUUGAUCUUGAAUACAAGAUUCCAGUGCAAUCUUAUUUUGGUUUGAGGUGUAGUUUAGAUUGUCUAAUCUCGCCUGGAGAAAACAGGCAUUCUUGCAGAGUCCAUGAAGCAAACCUUCUGAAAGUUGAACAGAAGAUUGUCUAAUCAAAGUUGAAGCUUUGAUUUGGUUUGGUGGAGUAGUUGGAUUUAAUGAUGAAGAGCUAUGGCAGGUAGUUAAUUUUUUCUUUGGAAUUGAGUUCUUUCUGAUCACUGAUUUGAGUAAGGAAAUGAAGAAAAUCCAAGCAAUUUUAGUGGGUCAUGAGUUAGAAUCUAGAGUUCUGGAAUUCAAGCAUUUUAUAGGCAGCAGAGCUUGAUGGGCAGAGAGGGCUCAAGGAGUAGGUCAUGGCUGUGGUUAAUUGGAAGUGAAUGAAGAUGGUAGUGCAGAUCUGCAUUUCGAGGCAUUUCAGAUGAGUGACAUGUGCAUUCGACAGUUCAAAAUGGAUAGCUUGAGAUAGAUUAUGGAGAAAUAUUUCAUCACAAGUUCUCUCGGAUGAAGAAAAAUGUGAUGGCUGGAGUGAAGGACACCAAGGAAGUCGACAACGGUUCUUCUUGGUGGUGGCGAAUAUUAUAGAUCAUCAGAUCUAUUUUGGCAGUAAUUAAGAUUGCAUAUGACAGAUUGGGAUCGAUUCCAAUGUAAAUUUGAUUAGUACGGUACGGCCAGCUUGGGAGAACAUAUGAGAUUUCCACUCACCCAUUUCAUCUUUAAUCUUCUGUAUGAGCGCUUAAAUCGAUAUUGCGUGGAGAGGAAAGUCAGAACUUUUGGAAUAAAGUGCAGAGAUGGAGAUUGGGAGAAUAGAGAGGAUACUCACCCUGAAGGAAUUUCAGGGAUGCUCUUUGAACUGUUUACAAAUCAUUUGGAAACACACCAAAUAUCAGUCACAUGUUAAUAACGUAAAGUCCCAUUUAAAGCGACA
Nelumbo nucifera (sacred lotus) is the source of this 8323-nucleotide messenger RNA. RefSeq lists its product as uncharacterized. Lineage: Eukaryota; Viridiplantae; Streptophyta; Magnoliopsida; Proteales; Nelumbonaceae. Gene Ontology annotation, molecular function: protein binding; mRNA binding. The record is from RefSeq and is a predicted model, not a curated record.